Diprion similis is the source of this 2572-nucleotide messenger RNA. RefSeq names its product myotubularin-related protein 10-B. The record is from RefSeq and is a predicted model, not a curated record. The transcript is spliced from 10 exons. Lineage: Eukaryota; Metazoa; Arthropoda; Insecta; Hymenoptera; Diprionidae. Bases 244 to 2202 code for a protein of 652 amino acids.
UCAACAACACACAACCUCGGUGUAAUUUUUUUGUUGUUUUUUUUUUUUUUUUUGAAAUUCCAUUUUCACCUCGUUGCUGUCUUGCCAUUCUCAAUUCUCUUGAAAUAUGUCAAGCCUCGCGUUUUCCCCGCCUCAAAGUUUCCCCUGACGUUUAAAAUACCACCGACAAAUUGAUGAGCGGAGAUUUUCACAUCGUUGAAGCGGAUAUUUCUUCCCUUUGAUAGCGGUUAGCAGCUUGCUACAAUGGAGAACAAAACUGGCAAUAAUUUUAUCAGCUAUGUCGGUUUCGAACAACAUGAGAUGCAGCUGCUCGGUACAAGCCAUCGGAAUUCUCUGUCUGAAAAUAGCAUGAAGCUACUCGGCGGUGAAGUUCUCAUUACAAAGGCACAAAAUGUAUUGAUGUUUGCUCCUGUCGGCGAUCUGACCCAAGGAAUUUCCGGAAUAUUGUCGGUAACAAAUUUCAAGCUCAGUUUCGUCACCACUGACGAUACCAAUAGCGAGGACAUAACUUAUCAGCAAAAUAAUCUAUACGGAUAUACAGACACAUGUUUGUCAAAUAUACACGACAUUUAUAUAAUCGUAGGCAACAAAAAGAGACGGCUCUAUACCGGAAGUACGAUACCCUCCAAAGUAGAAGGAAUCUUCAUCGUCUGCAAGAAUAUGAGGACGUGGUCAUUUUCAUUUAAGUUUUCACCAGUCGGUUGUGGUAAAAAUUUACUGACCACUCUACUGCAUCACGCUUUCCCUAGUAGGCAUCAACUUCUGUUUGCAUAUGAUUACAAAGAGCCUUACUAUAAUAGCAUGGAGAGAGGGGUUCAUUUAUUUCGAGAUCGUGCUGAUUGGGAAAGCGAACUGCAACGUACUACUCGAAUCAGGGGAAAUACGAACAAGGCAUGGAGAGUGUCUACGGCAAACGUAGAAUUUGAAUUUUCUCUUAGUUUAUCGCAAUAUAUUAUAGUACCAGCGUCUGUCACGGAUAGUCAGCUAACCAGAGCAGCUGGACACUUUCAAGGUAGUCGCCCACCCGUUUGGUCGUGGUCAAGUGAACGUGGCGCUGCAUUGGUCAGAAUGUCCGAACUGUUGCCGACCAUUACAGAGCGAACUCAGGAGAAUAUUAUGCUCGAAAACAUUCGAAAAAGCCAUCCCCAAAAGCUUGAACCAAUAGUUAUUGAAUUGAAGAAAGAUGUAACUGUCAAAUCGCUUGCUGCUGGAUAUGCGAAAUUUGUCAGUCUCUGUUCACCAGAAAACAUUCGGCAAUUUUGGAUUCAGGAUAAUAAUUUUUACUCGUUACUUGAAGGCACCAAGUGGUUAAGAUCAGUUUCGUACUGCCUCGAGAAAUCUGUCGAAGCCAGUGACUCUUUAAACGGGGGUACCUCAGUAAUUUUGCAAGAAGGGGAAAGCAGAGAUCUAUGUUGUGUUAUAUCGAGUUUAGUCCAAUUAUUACUCGAUCCUUAUUAUCGAACUAUAACAGGGUUUGAGUCCCUUCUUCAAAAAGAAUGGGUUGCCGCUGGGCACCCUUUUUGUGAUCGGCUCGGCCACAUUAUGAAAUCAAGUUCAGAAAGGUCUCCGCUACUUCUCCUCUAUCUUGACUGUGUUUGGCAAAUUUGCCAGCAAUUCCCUGCUGAAUUUGAAUUUACGGAAACAUAUCUCACAACCUUAUGGGACUCGGCACACAUCUCAAUAUUUGACACAUUCAUAUUUAACUGUGAAAAAGAUCGAUACGACGCAGCUAUGGAUCCUGCUAGCCCUCUUAUUCUACGGAGUGUAUGGGAUUGGCGAGAGCAGUUCAACGAUUCGGAUAUAUUGCUAUUCUACAAUCCUCUGUACAGCAUGUCGUUAUCUUCGACAGGAAAGACUUACAUAAAGCCUGUGUUCAAUAUUCCCUGCCUAGAACUUUGGGCUCAAUGCUACUUCAGGUGGAUACCACCGCUUGAGAUACGCAACGGAGGUAGAAAUCACAUUGAACUAUACUCGCGGCUCAUACAAAACGACAUUAAUCAUUUGAAAGUGAACGCAAACGGCAGUUGCGGCUCUCCUGUUGAUAAGGUCACAACGUAUUUGGUACAGAUGAACAUAGACAGCUUUUAUCCAUUUAGCAAUAAAAAAUCUGGCAAUGUUAUCAGCACGCCUAUUAUGAACAACUCAACGCUAGCUACCGAAAGCCUGCUGGAUGUACAGUCCUUGUUGACAGCACCCGAUUAAUUUUAUAUAAAAAAUUUCUUUGUUAGAUCUUGUAUUUAGUUUACUCCUUACAAUAUUUACCAUCGCGCGCUACUUAUAUCGUAUAAUGCCUUGUUUUUCCGUGGAUCUUUCCGGUUUUUCGAGGGUCAAAUUGUGUAUAUUGAUUGAGGUCCUCGAUAGCGGCGAAAUUCAUCAAAGUAUUCAUGCGUUCAACCCAACAACUUGAAUCAUCAACGCAAACAAUUCUCGAUUUCCCAUGCUUACAAUUAGUCACAGCGAAAAUUUGAAGUUUUUUCAAUCUCACGGUAACUCUGUUUUCGCUAAGAGACAGAACAUGGCCGUAAACAAAACGGAACAUAAGCUCCGAUUUAGUUGCGCAUCAGGCAGCAUU